GGCUGUGCUAUGAGGUACAUCCACACAUUCCAGAAGAGCAAUUGCUGAAUGCAGAGAUGGAUUUCUUACUGCUGACCUUCCUUGCCACCUCCUGUUUCCUUGGGAAAACCACUGGGGAGCCACAAACGAAGGCGGGCCCCUCCCUGGUAAAAGCGUCAGUUGGGGAUGAUGUCUUGCUGAAAUGCACUUUCACCAUUGACGAUGGUGCUGCAGCUGCGGACCUGAGCCGCCUUACGGUCCUGUGGUUCCACCGAGGCAAGCAGCUGGCUGAGUUUGACAAUGGAGUGACCGUGUCCAAGCAGGGCAUCAGCCUGAGCCAGGAGGAGUUGGCAACCGGAAAUGCUUCCUUGCUCAUCUCCAAGGUUGCCACUGCAGAUUCGGGCAAAUACAGGUGCUACACCGUAUACAUGCCGGAAAUACUCAUCAGGGAAGUGACUUUGCAAGUUGAAGACCCCUCUCAGCCCUCUGAGGAAGAUCGGGAAGAUUCACUUGGCUACUCAGAUGUCCUGAAAGAGCUGCAGCAGAUUCUGAGGGCUUUGGAGCAACUGGAGGCAAAGCUAGAUGGGUUUGUGAGCAGCAAAACCACACCAGGAUGUGGUUCUGAUGCUGUCACCCAACAGCCCUCAAAGCUCUAACUGCAUCAUGUCUGUACCAACUGAAGCCAACUGUCCUAUCCAAGGAACUGUGGGAACUGUAGUUCUGUGACAGGGUUUAAUGCAGGGGUAGGUUGAACUACAACUCCCAUCAUACCCAGCCAACUUAUUGUUGUAGGGAGCUGUAGUUCAACAACAGCUGGAGAGCCAAGGUUGCCGAUCCCUGGUUUAAUGCAUCUAACAAAUCACUCUUGCAAUACUACAGUCCCCAGGACAUUUUGUGGGGAAGCAGAAAUUAUGACCAUUAAACCAGCUUCAACAUAGUCAAAAUCAAUAGUGUAAUUUUGCUGUGAUGAAGGAGACACGGGGUGGGGAUGCUGAAUGCAAUAAAGGAGAAUUGACCUUGCAGUCUCUGGGUUCACCAGAGACUGGAGAGCAGGGAACAUGGCACAAAGAUAUGGCUGCCAUAUGGAAAAGAGGACAGGGCUCCUGUAUCUUUAAGAGAUGCACAGAAGGAGGAAUUUUGACAGGUGCAGCUUAUCAUGCAGAGAAAAGAACAGCUGCACCUGCUGAAAAUUCCCUCUUCUGUAUAUCUCUUAAAGGUACAGGAGCCCUGUCCUCUUUUUCUGCAUGACAGCCCAAUUUUGCAGGCAUUUCUGGGUGUGCAAUGGCAAGAGUGCCCCACCCCACAAAGCAAGAGUGCUGCUUUCUGGAUCAGGGUGUGCAGAUGUGCGAUGCAAGUCCUUGCUUUGUGAGCAGCUGAAUAAACCGUGCAGUAACCUCU
This is a messenger RNA of Hemicordylus capensis (graceful crag lizard), 1377 nucleotides long. Its product is annotated as CD276 antigen-like. Gene Ontology annotation, biological process: T cell costimulation; immune response; cellular response to lipopolysaccharide. The record is from RefSeq and is a predicted model, not a curated record. NCBI's taxonomy places the organism in Eukaryota, Metazoa, Chordata, Lepidosauria, Squamata, Cordylidae. The transcript has 3 exons. Gene Ontology annotation, cellular component: external side of plasma membrane. The coding region runs from base 57 to 635 and encodes 192 amino acids.